Plodia interpunctella (Indianmeal moth) is the source of this 617-nucleotide messenger RNA. Its product is annotated as cuticle protein 8-like. The coding region runs from base 94 to 501 and encodes 135 amino acids. The record is from RefSeq and is a predicted model, not a curated record. Gene Ontology annotation, cellular component: extracellular matrix. NCBI's taxonomy places the organism in Eukaryota, Metazoa, Arthropoda, Insecta, Lepidoptera, Pyralidae. The transcript has 4 exons.
CCCAGUCCCGGUCUAUUGGCCAAAUAAAAGGAGCGUCCUCUUCAAAGUCGGCAUCAUUUGAAGUUGAACAGAAAAGAGGGAUAUACAAACGAUAUGUGGUUCCAAAUAUUAGCCGCCUGUCUCGUCCUGGCUUGCAUCCAAGCCCACCCAGUGGCUGUGUCGCACCAAGCCCGCUCGGAUCACCACCACCACGAUCACCACGGACACGGCUACUAUGGUCACGGUCACCACGGCCUUGAUCACCACGGACACUGGGACAACCACAUGCACCACAUCCCCUCAUACAAGUUUUCAUACUCCGUGUCAGAUCACCACACCGGCGACGAGAAGGCCCAGUCAGAGUGGCGCCAUGGAGACCUGGUGAAGGGCGCCUACUCCCUGGUGGAACCUGACGGCAACGUGCGCUCUGUUCAUUACGUCGCUGACCAUCACAAUGGUUUCAAUGCUGAUGUUCAUCACAAGACGCUUCAUCAUCAUAUCCAACAUGGUCAUCAUCAUUAGACUGACUACAAUAUUUCCAAAUUCGAACUCUUCGACGUCUAUCAAGAUAAGUGUAACUGAUAUAGUAAAUGUAAAUAUAAAGCAUACAUCGGUAGCGCUAACGAAUAAAAAUAAUA